This is a messenger RNA of Aspergillus ochraceoroseus IBT 24754, 1498 nucleotides long. Its product is annotated as GPI anchored serine-threonine rich family protein. NCBI's taxonomy places the organism in Eukaryota, Fungi, Ascomycota, Eurotiomycetes, Eurotiales, Aspergillaceae. The transcript has 4 exons. The record is from RefSeq and is a predicted model, not a curated record. Bases 412 to 1119 code for a protein of 235 amino acids.
GCGUGCGCUAGGGAGACGGAUGUCUGAGACAGAUCCAAGAAUUGUGCAGGGCCGAAAUUGAAAGGUGGGAAUCGGAAUACGACUUGUCUUAGGUUUCCAGGAUGAGAAUUAAACCCUACUGGUCAAGACCCUCCCGAUUGAACCGGGUCUCUAUUUGUAGGACUAGUAGAAAUCUUACGUCCCUGCGCUUGUCUUGGAGCUAUUUUUAUUUCUUGCCUUUUGCCCCCCAGGGUUUUCUUGGUUGGGUCCUGGCGGGUAAAAUGAUCCAGAUAUUUGAGACAUGAAGUUUUCGACUUGGUUCUUGACGCCUCUCCGCUUAUAAACCGGGAAACCCUGUCCCUAUAAAUCUUCUCGGUCGGUUCUGUCCAUCCCGACUUGUACUUUCUUCGCUACAGUCGUUACCAAAUCAACAUGCGUUUCUUUCUUCAAUCUCUCCUGCCUCUGGCAGUCUCCGUUGCGGGUAAGCUGGGAAUCCCCGAACAAUCGCAAUGCGGUUCUCUUUCUGUCGUUGAGCCCAAGGAAGGCGCCGACAUUGAUGCUUCCGAUUCUUUCACGGUGAAAUGGACUUCUGUCAGCACCGAUCCUUCUAGCUUCGAUCUGUACAUCGUCAACAAUGCCGUCUACCCCCCCGUCGAGACCAAGAUAGCCUCUGAUGUCGAGACCUCGGAGGGAUCUUACACUGUGGACAAUGUUUCUGGCAUCACCAAAGGACACGGGUACCAAAUCAAUCUGCUGUCCGACUCCGCGCAGAACUCGGGAAUCCUCGCCCAGUCCCAGCAGUUCAACAUUACCGGCGCUGCCUCCAGCUCUUCCUCGUCCACUUCCAGCUCUUCCACCACCAGCACCUCCUCCACCUCCACCAGCACCUCGUCGACCGGCACCUCGACCACCUCGACCACUCUGACUACGUCCGGCGCCACGACCAAGACCACCUCUGGCAGCAGCACCAGCGCCGGCAGCGCCACCACCAGCUCCGGCGCCGCGUCCUCCUCGGGUGUCAAGGCCAACGAGACUUCCUCGGGAGCUGCCUCUGUCCACACCGGUGCCGGUGUUGCCCUGGCUGUCCCCCUGACUGCCGGCACUGGUCUCUUGCUCGCGGCGCUUUUCUUCUCCCUGUAAGCGUCGUCUUGAUCGACCGGCCCCUAGGAGCCAUACUCUCUCUCGCGAGAAGAGUGGUGAAGAUUCCUUUUGAUGUACUUUGGUGAACUUUUUGAGUAUAAUGUGUUGGGAAGUAAUUAGAGAUUGACAUUCAAUUCUGACCAUAUGAUUUUAUUUUUGGGAUUGGAAUCUUGAAUAAGCACUUAGUACUCCGUACAUUAGUUAACAUUCACUAGUCGGUACAAUCAAGACAAAGUGUGAUCUAUCACAAAGAAUACGAGGGGAUACCAUACAUACCAUACAUACCAUACAUACCAUACAUACCAUACAUACCAUACCAUACCGGUACCUCCCAGUACCAGUCAGAACACGGUACUAGUAAUUCUUGAUGAUAUUUCAU